AAGAGCGUACUGCGCAUGCGCGGACAUGUCAAAGUUCCUUGACACGGUCGAAUUUCGUAAACAUUGCCUCGGGGCGCUAUUAGACGCCAUACAACCGUCUCUACUGAAUAUUUAUAAUAUAUUAAGCGAUUUUAUGCAUGCGUAGGUCACGUGCGAGGCGUCCUAGCGCGUUGUCUGCGGUGUUCGCGGAAGGAGGCGUGACUCCCGCGUUUACUGUUACAUUGUGACAACCGAAGUUCAUUCAAAAACAGAUCAGAUCUGACCGACACUCGCCAUACCAGUCUGAGGUGGAGACGGAAGUAAAAUGAGUGUAGCUCUCUUACACAGACUGAAGCCCGCAGUGAGCGUUGCGAGCCGCCUGUGGAGCUGCAAACCCCCGCGGAUCGAGCCGAGCAGCCUAGCCGCCUCAGUGAGACUCUACAGCGGACUGAUGGAGUCCAGAGCGCCGCUCUUCAGACAGCUCUUCGAGUCUGAGAGCAGCACAUACACGUACCUGCUGGCCGACGCUGACAGCAGAGAAGCCGUUCUGAUCGAUCCGGUGCUGGAGACGGUGGACCGAGACCUGCAGCUCAUCAGUGACCUGGGCCUGACGCUCAAAGUGGCCUUGAACACUCACUGUCACGCCGAUCACAUCACCGGCACCGGACUCCUGAAGAAGAAGGUGUUUGGCCUGAAGAGCGCCAUCUCCAAACACAGCGGAGCCGCCGCCAACAUCCAGCUCUCAGACGGAGACCGCAUUACCUUCGGCAAACACUAUCUGAUGGUGCGAGAGACGCCGGGACACACGGACGGAUGCGUGACGUACGUCACUGAAGACGAGCGCAUGGCCUUCACCGGCGACGCUCUGCUCAUCCGCGGCUGCGGACGCACCGACUUCCAGCAAGGUAGUCCUCACAGACUGUAUGAGUCUGUCCAUAAGAGGAUCUUCACUCUGCCGGGACACUGUUUUAUUUACCCCGCUCACGACUACAAGGGUCAGACCGUCUCCACCGUCGAUGAGGAGAAGAAGUUCAAUCCACGGCUGACGAAGACUCUCGACGAGUUUGUGAACAUCAUGAACAACCUCAACCUCCCCAAACCUAAGAAAAUAGAUAUAUCAGUGCCUGCAAACCUGGUGUGUGGACUUCAUGACGUCUGAAUAUGAGCAAAUUAAAGUUUUAGUCAGGUGAUUUAAAUUGUAUGGUGCGUAUUGAUGUAAAAACUACAUGCAGUGAUGAUAUUUGCAUUAAUGCACUCUUCUGAUUCAGAGUAAAUAGACAGAUAAACCAGAACAAUUACGUAUUAAACUCUAAAAAAAAAAUAAAUAAAAAAAAAUAUUUUGGGAUUUCAUCAAAUCUUUGUGCUCAUAUCAUAUUUAUAAUAUAAUAUCACGCUUGAACCAAUGAUGGUUUGUGGUAAAUGUAUUUUUUUACAGCAUCAGCUUUAAAUAAUCAAGUGCUCUCGAAUUGUGAAAUGCAUCUAAUAAUAUAUUUUGUAAGAAAAGUCUGUUUUUAAUAAAUGUUUGUCAAACCAG
This is a messenger RNA of Onychostoma macrolepis, 1513 nucleotides long. It is a transcript of the gene ethe1, whose product is annotated as ETHE1 persulfide dioxygenase. The transcript has 7 exons. Gene Ontology annotation, biological process: glutathione metabolic process; hydrogen sulfide metabolic process. Gene Ontology annotation, molecular function: sulfur dioxygenase activity. Lineage: Eukaryota; Metazoa; Chordata; Actinopteri; Cypriniformes; Cyprinidae. The coding region runs from base 305 to 1138 and encodes 277 amino acids. The record is from RefSeq and is a predicted model, not a curated record.